AUGGGAAACUACUCAAAAGCAUUGGUACACUUCGAAAAAGCAUUGGCAAAUCAAGAGAGAGCGGUCACUCCCAAUCAUCAAGAUUUGGCAAACACCUAUAAUGGCCUUGGUAUGCUGUAUCAAGCAAUGGGGAAUUUUCCAAAGUCGAAAUUGUAUUAUGAAAAAGCGCUCGAACUUUGGCAGAAGUAUCUUCCACCUAAUCAUGCAACAUUAGCCAGAAUUUAUAGCAAUCUCAGCCUGUUAAGUCUUUUGAUGGGAGAUAAUAUAACUGGAUGCUCAGCUAUGAGUAAAACGAUUGAGAUCGAGCAGAAAUCACAUUCAGCUCAUCAGAAUCAUUCAUCUCUUGCUAUUGAUACUGAUACAAGUAACAGUUUACGUCAAUUCAUGAAUUCUUAUUCGGAAGCAGUGUCGCAACUUGGUGGUCAUUUUGAAGACGUACAGAAAUUUUUUUCAUCGGAUCAGCGAGUGGAGAAUUGUACGGAAGAAGAUUUGAAUAGAGCACAUUCGCUAUUAAAAAGUAUGACAUCUGUAGUACCGAACUUAGACAGAGUAUUGCAGGAUCAGCGAGAAUUCCUUUCAACCAAUCCUUCGACGCUUUUUGGAAUACCUAUUAACCCUGCUGAUCAAAAUCAAGCACUAGACUAUGGAAGUAGCGUUUUCGAAUGUUUGAAAAAGCGCCUUAGUAGUUUACAAAACCUGUGUUCAGCAGAUACACAAGAAAUUCCUUCUAUCCUUGACAACAUGAGCAGUUCAGAUGCGAGAAGGGAAGAUGUUCUAGCUAUGUUUCAAUCGCUUGAUAAACUCUUUGAACUCCAUCAAAAGUCCCUGCCUUCUGACAACCCAUCUUUGGCUAUACUCUACAACAACUAUGGUAGUCAAAAUUGUUCUAUGGAUAACCACUCGCUCGCGUUGCUUUGCUACGAGAAAGCACUUGACAACAUCCUCAAUCGUCUGCCUAAUAACUACCAACUAUUAGCUAAAACUUACAGUAAUAUGGCAACAGAAUUAGAUCAUCUGGAGCGUCAUGCAGAAGCCAUUGAUUACGCUGAAAAAGCUUUUCAAACUGCCGAGUCUGCUUUCGGAAUGCGUCAUGAAGAAACCAUAUUCUACCAAAAUCAACUUCAACAACUUCAAAGAAAAGGACGAUUUAUAUAUGAAAAUAUUUAG
Molecule: messenger RNA, 1167 nt
Organism: Rotaria sp. Silwood2
Lineage: Eukaryota; Metazoa; Rotifera; Eurotatoria; Philodinida; Philodinidae
Source: the annotation of a GenBank genome assembly